GCGGCGCCAGGAGGCACCCCUGGCCUUAGGUGUAAGCCGGGCAGUUGCCGCGCGUACUUUUCCUGCCGCCAGCCCGCGGGGGCCUCCAUCUCCAGUCGCCAUGCUCCCUCGGCACCGGGCCCGCCUGCUCUUUCCCCUCCUCCUCCUCCUCCUCCUCGUGGGCUGCGGGGUUGAGAGCCGGUCACAGGAGGAGGAAGAGCGGGGGAGUGACGGCGAAACUCCGUUCCGGACGCUGCAGCUUGAAACCCUGGUGGCGCCCCCCGACGGCUGCGUGGAGCGCUCGGCGAUAGGCGACACGAUUCAAAUCCACUAUACGGGUAGCCUUGAAGAUGGCCGCAUUAUUGAUACCUCACUUUCCCGUGAUCCGUUGCAAGUGGAGCUGGGAAAACGACAAGUCAUUCCAGGGUUGGAACAGAGUCUGCUGGAUAUGUGUAUUGGGGAGAAACGAAGAGUCAUCAUCCCCCCUCACCUGGCAUACGGCAAACGAGGAUCCCCACCAGCCAUUCCAGCUGAUGCAGUCCUGCAGUUUGAGGUGGAGCUGGUAGGGCUUUCUCGAGCCACCUAUGGGCAGAAGCUGGUCAACAACGUGCUGCCCAUGUUGUGCAUGGUGCUUGUUCCAGGGCUGCUGGGGCUCAUUGGCUACCACCUCUACCACAAGGCCCAGACGCCCCGGGUGUCCAAGAAGAAACUCAAGGAGGAGAAGAGAAACAAGGCCAAGAAAAAAUAAAGCUGCUCUUGAUCUUUUUUCAA
Molecule: messenger RNA, 750 nt
Organism: Varanus komodoensis (Komodo dragon)
Lineage: Eukaryota; Metazoa; Chordata; Lepidosauria; Squamata; Varanidae
Gene: FKBP11
Product: FKBP prolyl isomerase 11
Exons: 6
Coding region: 101-727 (208 amino acids)
Biological process (GO): protein peptidyl-prolyl isomerization
Molecular function (GO): peptidyl-prolyl cis-trans isomerase activity
Source: RefSeq, a predicted model, not a curated record